CCAAACCCAAACCCAAACCCAAACCCAAACCCAACCCAAACCCAAAAUCACAGCCAGACCCACAUACCUUCGUUCAGGCCAGCGAUGGCCGCCACUGCGCCGCCGUUCACGCCCAGAUCGACAAAAGCAACCAACCAGCAGCCGCGGCUGUUCCAGCCAUACUACGACGCCGCGCUGCUGGCCAAGGGAUUCAGCACCGGGCUGCUCGUGCGCGGCGUCCUCCGCGUCAACCCAAAGAACCGCACCGACGCUUACGUGUCGCUUGACGAGACGCCCAACGCCGCGGCGCUCUACGUGCGGCCCGAACUGGCCAACUACGAUGUCGGGUUGGGCAAUGAUAUUUACAUCUGCGGCGACAUCGACCGCAACCGCGCCAUUUCAGGCGACACUGUGGCCAUCCGCAUCCUCGACAAAGGCCAGGCCUUUGCUUCACAAGAUGCGCGCACAACGCCGCUCCGCCUGGACGAGAUGGCCGAGUCCAUCAGCACCACUCCCGGCGCACCAGCCACCAACACUGACGCCGGCCCCCGUGUGCCCGAGAUCUUUGGCACAAUCGUGGCCGUCCUGAUGCCCAACGAGGACAGGUGCUUUGCCGGCACGCUGAGCAGCCAGCCGCCGGCCGUGCUGAAGAAGCACCCGCUGUUCGAGAAUUCGCUAGACGCGCCCGUGCUGUGGUUCCGCCCAAUCAACAAUGCGCUACCCCAGAUGGCCGUGCCCGUUGCUGCUGUGCCCAAGGCGCUGCGCGCGGGCAGCAAGCGGCACUACUGCACCGUACGCAUGGGCGACUGGGCGGCGUACGCGCCGCUGCCCAGCGCAACUUUUUUCAAGGACCUGGGCGAGCGCGGCCCGCUGGCCAUUGAAACGAUGCUAAUCCUCGAGGACAACGGCGUGUGCUCGGACCCGUUUAAGCCUGUAGUGCUGCGCUGCCUGCCGCAGACACCCUGGCGCAUUCCGGCGCCCGAGCUCAGCCGCCGCACGGAUCUGCGCUCGGCCUGCAUCUUCACCAUUGACCCGCCGACGGCGCGCGACCUGGACGACGCCGUCAGCUGCGACCUGCUGCCCAACGGCAAUGUGCGCAUUGGUGUGCACAUCGCGGACGUCUCAUACUUUGUGCGCCCCAAGACCGCGCUGGACCUGCAGGCGCGCCAGCGCGCGACGACCACGUACAUGGACCUGUGCAGCCUCAACCCCGGCGUCGACCGCCUGGCCUUCAGCAUAAUGUGGGAGAUGGACCCGUGCGAUGCCACUGUGCUGUCGACGUGGUUUGGCCGCACCAUCAUCAACUCGGCCUGCAAGCUGGCAUACGACGACGCCCAGAGCGUUAUCGACGGCGCCCAUCUUUCAGAGAACAUCCCGCAGUACCAGGUUAUUGGAGGCGGCAGCGGCCUGCCUGUGCCAGCCUCGGCCAGCCGCCGCGCGCAGAUCGAGGCCAGCAUCCACUGGUUCUACCCGCUUGACAACGGCGCACUGUCGCUCAGCAGCGUGCGCCUGAGUUUCGACCUGGAUGACGCCGGCAACCCGACUUCCUGCCGGCCGUACGCCAUUAAGGACAGCAACCGGCUGAUCGAGGAGUUUAUGCUGCUGGCCAACAUGAGCGUAGCUGCGCGCAUCGAGGCUACAUUCCCCGACGCCGCGCUGCUGCGCCGCCACUCGCCGCCCCUAGCUCGCCGGCUGGACGAGACCUGCAAGCAACUGCAGCACAUCGGCAUUGACAUUAACCCGGCGUCGUCGCGGGACAUCCAGGCAUCGCUUGACCUGAUCACCGACCCAGACAUCCGCUCAACCGUCGAGUGCAUGCUGACUGGCCCCAUGCAGCGCGCCGUCUACUUUUCCACCCACACCAUCAAGGACCGCAAUGGAUACGCGCAUUACGCGCUGGACGUACCGCUGUACACCCACUUCACCAGCCCCAUCCGCCGCUACGCCGACAUCAUUGUGCAUCGCAUGCUUGAGGCCUCUCUGGCUGUCUUUGGCAACCACGUUGCCACCGACCACCCCCUGCUUCCAGCUUACCACUCGCCCUACUUCCCGCAGACCCCCGCCGCCGGAUCACUGACCACUGUCAGCACCGAGCUGCUGGUGCCCGCGCCCGAAGUUGUUGCUGAUAUUGCACAUCGCUGCAACCUGCGCAAGGACGCCGCCAAGAAGGCCCAGGAUGCUAGCGCCCACCUCUAUCUUGUCCACUACCUCAUGCGCCGCGCCACUUACUCUGCCAUUCCGACCACUCUGACGUCUGCUGUUGUCACAAAGAUCAAGCAGGACGGCUUUGUUGUUACGCUGCCCAUGUACGGCAUUGAAACUAUCAUGUAUAUGGACCGCAUGGCCGAUAAGGAGAACCAGGUGGUGUCAACCGACGCCCGCGAUUGGAAGCUGCGUGUGUGGUCGGUUGAUCCAGCCGAAUUGACGCUUGUCUGGAACGUAUUCGCCCAGGAGCCCAUCGCUAUCUCAGCCGCUGCCUGCGAUGACGACAGCGACGUUUUAGUGUCCAGCAUGGACAGCAAGAAAGUCAAUUGUCGCUCUGCCCCCACUAAACUUACCCAGGUCACUGUGGCUAUGCUCCCUGAGGCUAUUCCUCCGAU
Molecule: messenger RNA, 2579 nt
Organism: Kickxella alabastrina
Lineage: Eukaryota; Fungi; Kickxellomycota; Kickxellomycetes; Kickxellales; Kickxellaceae
Exons: 6
Biological process (GO): mRNA catabolic process
Cellular component (GO): P-body; exosome (RNase complex)
Molecular function (GO): RNA binding; 3'-5'-RNA exonuclease activity
Source: RefSeq, a predicted model, not a curated record